CACAAGCAUCAUGUCCUGGUUCAACAAACGCAAGGAGAGCGCUAUCCCCCCUGUCGAAGAGCCAAAGCCCAAUUACAAUGGAAACAGCUCAUCUCCUCGUCCUCCUGUGCGCUCGACCGCCAGCACUUAUGUAGCUAGCCGUGAUGGCGAUAUUUAUGGCAGCAGGUCUGCCUCUAAUACCUCCCCUGCCGAUAACUAUAGUGCACCACGCGACAGAUAUGCGAAAAACAACGCUGUUGGCGACGUCUAUUCUCGAGGUCAGAGCAAUUUGGAGAAUGAUCGUCAGGAACUCUUCUCAGGCUACAAUCCGGAGAAGGCUGGGUCAGGACGAUUCAAUGACGGGCCGACGCUGGCCGACGGUGAAGAAGAGGAUGUAGAGGGGAUCAAACAACAGACACGCUUCUUGAAACAGGAUAGUGUAAACUCUACGCGAAACGCACUUCGCCUGGCUCGAGAGGCGGAAGAGACAGCCAGGAACACGAUCAAUAGGCUGGGAACACAAUCAGAGAAAUUGGCCAAUACCGAGCGUCACCUAGAUGUUUCCAAAGGUCACUCCUUGAAGGCCGAGGACAGAACCGAUGAGUUGAAGCAGCUCAAUCGGUCCAUUUUCCGCCCUGUCAUCACUUUCAACAAGGACUCUAAGCGCGCUGCUCAAGAGGCAAAGAUACAGCAACGUUACGAUGACGAGCGGGAGGAGAGAGAGAAGGCGAUGAUGGACAUUCGCGAGACUCAGAACCGGCUAGGAAGAGCUGCAACUUAUGGGUAUGGGGACGACGAUGGUGAGGGAAUCGGAGGGUCCGGAGGCAGGCGGGGCAAGACGGCUACCCAGCAGGCGAUGAGGCAAGAACAAAGGAAGCGAUAUCAGUUUGAAGCGACCGCUUCAGACGACGAGAUGGAAGACGAGUUGGAUGACAAUCUUGACGAAAUUUCGGAGAUGACCAAGAGGUUGAAGACACUGGGAUCUGCUAUGGGUGACGAACUCGACAAGCAAAACAUUCGUAUCGGCGUCAUCGAAGAGAAGGCCGUGAAGUUGGACAACAAAGUCUUCAGUAACACUGAGAGGCUCAAGCGCAUCAAGUAGAGAUUCGGAUCGUUUGCUUUCCUGUUGCCUAUCAUUCCGCAGCACUGCUAUGUUCGAGACUACUAUUACUCUGCGACGGCCGCGAUUUGAUGCGUGUCUAGCAAUUGGACUUUCGUAGGGAUUUUCACGUUAGAAACGAUUGAACUUGUUCGGUGUACAUGAUGCUGCCACCUGUGUGCGCGACGCGCGUGACUGCG
Messenger RNA from Heterobasidion irregulare TC 32-1, 1278 nucleotides. RefSeq lists its product as uncharacterized. The coding region runs from base 11 to 1081 and encodes 356 amino acids. Gene Ontology annotation, cellular component: SNARE complex; plasma membrane. Gene Ontology annotation, molecular function: syntaxin binding; SNAP receptor activity. Lineage: Eukaryota; Fungi; Basidiomycota; Agaricomycetes; Russulales; Bondarzewiaceae. The transcript has 3 exons. Gene Ontology annotation, biological process: exocytosis; vesicle fusion. The record is from RefSeq and is a predicted model, not a curated record.